This is a messenger RNA of Aphis gossypii (cotton aphid), 1052 nucleotides long. It is a transcript of the gene BCL7-like, whose product is annotated as B-cell CLL/lymphoma 7 protein family member A. Lineage: Eukaryota; Metazoa; Arthropoda; Insecta; Hemiptera; Aphididae. The coding region runs from base 248 to 643 and encodes 131 amino acids. The transcript has 4 exons. The record is from RefSeq and is a predicted model, not a curated record.
UGGUUGUUUACUGUAACUCAUACUAGUCACACUAAAGAGUCCGCGUUAUCCGGCACCGGAACACCGUACCUGGCGUCGCGACGAGUCGUUUCCGUUUAUCGGAGGCUAUCUUCUCGUUCGACCGUCCAAUCACCCGAUUCGGGAAGUGUCGCCGCCACCGUCAAUCAACCACAGUAAGCCGUCCCGUCCGGCGUUUUGGGUCGGACGCCUCCCUUACUCGCAUCAGCGCCGCAAGUCUGUUUGUAUUAUGAUGUCUCGGUCUGUGCGUGCGGAGACCAGAAGCAGAGCCAAAGAUGACAUUAAGAGGGUCAUGCAAGUCGUGGACAAGGUCCGCCGGUGGGAAAAGAAAUGGGUAACGAUCGGAGAGACUACCAUGAAAAUAUACAAAUGGGUACCCAUAAUAUCCAACGAACAGAAGAAAAAGUCUAAAGAGCAUUCUCACUCGAACAAAGAGAACAUAUUGGGCAAAAGACCAAUUGAGGCUACAAACUUCUCCAUUGCUGAUGACUCAAAUACCUCGUUUUCAGUCAGUGAUUCUCAUUCUCAAGAACCUACCGAAUUCGCCACCCAGUUGGGUUUUUCAGAAGAUUCCAAUUCACAGAACAGUGAACCGCCACCGGCUAAACAAAUAAAAACUGAAUAAGUUUUCCUCCCUAAUGCUUUACCCUUUGAAGAAAAAAAUAUUGAAUUUUUGUUUGUGUCUUGUAACAUUUUUUUCUGUGUAUAAACACAUUAACUACCUCUAUACGUUUUUUUAAAUUGUUCUGAAAUUUUGUACUGUAACUACUAUUGAUUGUUCUGUAAGUGUAUGUUCCCCUGCCUUUCCCUUACUUUCCUUCCUUCCUAAUGACAAACAUUCAUUCCUCAGUGUUGAUUUUUUUUUUGUAUUAGAAUCAUAAAAUGUGCAUUUGUGUAUAUAUUACCUUUAAGUUGCUAUUUUUUAUUUCAUUUUUUUUAAACUUAAUUUAUUCAUAUUUUGACUAUCAAAAUUCAAAUCAAUGGUAUAAAUAAAUAUAAUUGACUUUGCAUAUUAUGCCAUUGACUAAAUGAAA